Messenger RNA from Acanthochromis polyacanthus (spiny chromis), 6527 nucleotides. RefSeq names its product exocyst complex component 6 (gene exoc6). Lineage: Eukaryota; Metazoa; Chordata; Actinopteri; Pomacentridae. Gene Ontology annotation, cellular component: membrane; exocyst. The coding region runs from base 47 to 2500 and encodes 817 amino acids. Gene Ontology annotation, biological process: exocytosis; intracellular protein transport; Golgi to plasma membrane transport. The record is from RefSeq and is a predicted model, not a curated record. The transcript has 25 exons.
GACCUGCACUCCGCUGCAGUGAAAGCCGUAUAUACACAUAACAAUCAUGGCGGAGAAUGAAACCUUGGAGUGUAUAACGGAGCACGAGCGGAUUUUGCAGGAAAUUGAGAGCACCGACACGGCGUGUGUCGGUCCUACUCUCCGGUCUAUUUAUGAUGACCAGCCCAAUGCCCACAAGCGCUUCAUGGAGAAGCUGGAUGCCAGGAUAAGGAAUCAUGACCGUGAGAUUGAAAAGAUGUGUAAUUUCCACCACCAAGGCUUUGUGGAUGCCAUCACAGAGCUCCUCAAAGUCCGUGCUGAUGCAGAGAAGCUGAUGGGUCAAGUGACAGACACUAAUCGAAGACUACAAGAAGCUGGGAGGGAGGUGACAGCUCAGACAGAGGAGGUGAUUCGCUGUCGGAUCCAGCAGAGGAACAUGGCGACCACUGUGGAGAAGCUCCAGCUCUGUAUACCAGUACUAGAAAUGUACAGCAAAUUAAAGGAGCAACUGGAAUCCAAAAGAUACUAUGCUGCACUGAAAACCAUGGAGCAGCUAGAGAAGGUCUACAUCCCCAGGGUCAGUCAGUACAGGUUCUGUCAGAUCAUGGCUGAAAACCUGCCUAGACUGAGAGAGGAGAUCAAAGAGAUCUCCAUGUCAGACCUCAAAGACUUCCUGGAGAGCAUUCGAAAACACUCAGACAAGGUUGGAGAAACUGCCAUGAGACAGGCACAGCAGCACAGGACCUUUAACAGUGCAGUAGCAAAGCAGGCCAGUAUGGGCCACUACACCAAACCUGUGUACUCUCUCAAUGGACGAACACACACUCACACUCCCAAUGGCCUGUUAAUGGAUGAUGACACAGGAGACGAGGAAGAAGCUGACGAAGAGGUUCUUACAGCUCAGGACCUGGUGGACUUCUCACCUGUCUACAGGUGUCUGCACAUUUACACUGUACUGGGUGACCGAGAAACAUUUGAGAACUACUACAGGAAACAAAGGAAAAAACAAGCCCGACUUGUACUGCAGCCACAGGCCAACAUGCACGAGACAGUGGAAGGCUACAGGAAAUACUUCAAUCAGAUUGUAGGGUUCUUUGUUGUGGAAGACCACAUCCUCCAUGCCACGCGGGGGCUGGUGACCAGAGCUUUUACUGAUGAACUGUGGAACAUGGCGUUGUCCAAGAUCAUUGCUGUGCUUCGCACACACUCUUCAUACUGUGAUGACCCAGACCUGGUCCUGGAACUGAAGAAUCUUAUAGUUAUCUUCGCUGACACGCUACAGGGAUAUGGUUUCCCGGUGAACCGGCUUUUUGACUUGCUGUUUGAGGUUCGAGAUCAGUACAACGAAACACUGCUGAAGAAGUGGGCGCUGGUUUUCAGGGAGAUCUUUGAGUUGGACAAUUACAGUCCCAUCCCUGUGGACACAGAGGAGGAGUAUAAACUGGUUGUUAGCCGUUUUCCCUUCCACGAUGCUGAAAUAGAGAAGCAGGACUUUCCUAAGAAGCUGCCGAUGUCCCAGUCUGUCCCUCAGAUUUACACACAGGUCAAAGAGUUUAUUUACGCCAGCCUUAAGUUCUCAGAGUCACUACACCGCAGUUCAACAGAGAUCGAUGACAUGUUGCGAAAGUCAACCAACUUGCUGCUGACAAGAACUCUUAGCAGCUGUCUGCAAAACCUCAUCAAAAAACCUCACAUAGGACUGACCGAGCUGGUUCAGAUCAUCAUUAACACCACACACUUGGAGCAGGCCUGCAGGUAUCUGGAGGAGUUCAUUACAAACAUCACCAAUGUCUCCCCUGAAACCGUUCACACCACGAGACUCUAUGGCUUGUCCACAUUCAAGGAUGCUCGUCAUGCAGCAGAGGGAGAGAUUUAUACCAAACUGAACCAGAAGAUCGAUGAGUUCAUCCAGCUAGCAGACUAUGAAUGGGGCAUGGCUGAGUCAGACGGCCGUGCCUCAGGGUACCUCAUGGACUUGAUCAACUUCCUGCGGUCCACUUUCCAGGUCUUCACACACCUGCCGAAUAACAACAAUGACCAUGCAUCAAUGUCGGGAAAGGUGGCCCAGACUGCUUGCAUGUCAGCCUGUAAGCAUCUGUCCACAUCACUGAUGCAGAUGUUGCUGGACACAGAGCUCAAACAGAUCAGUAUGGGAGCCAUUCAGCAGUUCAACUUAGAUGUCAUUCAGUGUGAAUUGUUUGCCAGCUCAGAGCCAGUACCCGGCUUCCAGGGAGACACACUCCAGCUGGCCUUCAUUGACCUACGACAGCUCCUGGACCUGUUCAUGGUGUGGGACUGGUCAACUUACCUGGCAGACUACGGCCAACCAACUUCCAAAUACCUGAGAGUGAAUCCAGCCACUGCCCUGGCUCUGCUGGAGAAAGUCUACAGGGGGAUGAAGGAUACCAGUAAGAAGAACAACAUCUUCUCUCAGUUCAGGAAGAACGACAGAGACAAGCAGAAGCUGAUAGAGACUGUGGUCAAACAGCUGAGGAGCCUGGUCAACGGCAUGUCCUCCUAAGCACACACACACACACACACACACACACACACACACACACACACACACACACACACACACACACACACACACACACACACAGAGGGAGGAGUGAUGUAUGUGUCUCAAAGAGGUAUAUUGAGUGAAACCUGCAUGCAGUCACAUGCACACACUGAACUGCCAAGAAACCCACAGAGGAAAGACAUUUUGACACGUGUGAAGAAGCUGCAGCACACAACAUGGCAGUGACAUACAAGAACCACAAAGGGAGUUCUCUCACACACACACAGAAAGGCCAGAUAAACAGCUUACAUGCGCAUACUAGUUUCACACGACGGCACAGCAAUACACACACUGUUCAAGGCAUGCGGGGAUCUGACUCCUAGCAGUUACAACACACACAUGAAGUCAUAUCCUCUUGUUACCGUUAUAUCUGACUGAAUACUCGAUGUAAAUAACAAACAUGCUAAACAGUUUACCAAACUCCUCACAGGAAUAAACAAUAAAAUGUUUGUAAAGUAUUUUUAACGGCUAUGCUAAGACAAACUAUGUUUUGUACAUUUGUGAGAGGGCAAUGAUUGUAGCUGCAAUGGGGGACUGGUGCAGCACAGGAAGUACUGGGACAAUGAAAUCACCAUCUGAAAUGUUCAAAGGAUGAUGUGGAAAUGCAUUUUCUUGCCCUUCAUUCUUAAAUAAAGUGAGACAAAAUCAUUUAAAAAGCCACUGAUCAAGCUAUUCGUAAUACAAUAUCUAGUUGUAGUUGUGUCAGACAAAUGUCGUGUGGAUUUUAUGAAACUACGACAGCUUAAAGGAUAAAGUGUGGGCUAUAUUUAAAGAAUAGCAAACCCACCAGUUAUGCAUUUAUGGUGAAGACCAAACCAAGCCAGACAGACAGCCCUCACAGCUUAACAGAGCCAAUGGUUUCCCUAAAUGUGGGGGUCAGGGGUUCAGGUGUUUCUUUAAAUUUGUCAUCACUUGUCUACACACUGAAAAAAACUGUUUUCGACCCCUGGUAUUUCAACGUUUGUCAUUUAAAUAGGAUUCAAAAAACAGAUUAUUGUAAGCCGUUUCCUGACAACCUAAAGGAGGUCCGUACACGGUUUAAUGAAGACACUGUGUUAGCUUUUACUGCCUGCUCAUACUGGAAUUUACAGCUGUGGCGUUUGAUUUAGGUCGGAAUGCCAUUCACUUUGAUUAUGCAAAUUAACAUGCAGUGAGCUUCAUAAUCUACUUACAACUUGUUGAAAUUUGGCAUGCAGAUGUGCACUGUUCACCAGAGGCAAAUGUUCUUUACGCUGCUCUGCGCAGCUUCUCAUGUUAUCAACGGUUCGAUCAGGCAUUAGAAACAAGUGUGUGCUCUAAACGCAUUCCUUCUAGCAGCUGUUUUUGACUUGACGCUGAGGCUUGUUGGCUCCUCUACAGCCUAUGGUUACCCAUUACACCCUUCUUCUGUAAGAACCUGCAGCCACAUUUACAUUCAUCUUCAGGGAAUUCCAGCUCCGGCCUAAUAUUACAUCUUAGGCGUUUAAUGUAUUUUCUCCACAAUCUUGGUAACCAGUUAAGAACAAUACAACUUAAAUUUCAUAAUCAACUCAGUGAACUGUUUUCAGAUGGUUACUCUGACAUUAAAAUAUGCUGAAAAUGUAUCCAGUGGUGGCUCUGACAAAGCCCAAAUGAAAUCAUUGUCCCAGUACUUCAGCUGCUGUUACUGCGUAUGUUUGAGUGCAAAUAAAGGAGAUCCUGAGUAUACGGGUGGAUGGAAGAACAUGUGAAUGAAUGAUGACGUCCUCAAAGACUGAUGUUCAUGGGGAAAAAAAGUGACAUUUUGUUCAACUCCUUUGUGGUUUUGCUUGCUUUUUUGUUUAGUUUUGCUUUUCUGCCGCACAUUUAAGCCAACCUGCUUCGACAGUCUCACAGUGACAGAACACGAAGGAGCUCAACGUAGUAGCAUGUGAUGUUUAAAGAGGGCAGAAAUGAUGGGAGUCCUUUACAUCCAGACUGUAGUUAGAAUCUUUACAUGUUCCCUGCACAUGAGAAUGUAAAAAACGUGGGUGAAAAUCUGUAAAGUGGCUUGUUAAUUAUUUGACCUGCUGGACACACAACACUUUACACCAAAUAAUGCAAUCCUUUACACAAACAUCCAUGCAGAUGCCAGCCGGCUCAUUGCAGCUUGUUGUACUGCUCUGUAUUAGAUUGUGCAGGUGGACACAUCUGGAUUCAUUCAGAGAAGACUCCAGGGAGCUGGUGAUAAGUUUGGAUUGGAGUGUCAAAGUGAAAAAUGCAUAAAUAACCCUGGAAGAGAGGGUUUGCUUGUGAUGUGAUGUCACCGUAUGACAUCAUUUAUGUGAUCUGCGUAUGUUUAAUGUAAAUACAAGCAGAACACACUGAUCAGAAUGUAAGUGGAUCAGCUGGACCACCUCUGGAUGUGCACUCUGACCACAUCUGGAAACAUCUCUGUAAACCAAAUCCAUCUAACGAGUUGAAAAGGGAAUGGGGGGGGGACACGUGAGUCGCUUCUCUGUAAAGGAAGAAUAAUGAGAUGCAUGCAGCAGCGUCUCUUCAGGAGGCAGGAGUAGCUGUGUGUCAUUUAUCAUCUGCAGUCAGUCAGUGAGCGCGUGGUUAUCGUUUUACUGCGUUCACUGUGUGUGUGCAGUGUGAACUGUGUGACUUAUCCUAGAUAGAUUUUAGAGUAGAUGACAGCAUAUACGUCAUUUUGAAACCUGCAGCAAACGAUUUAAGCACAGCUGCACUUCAGGAAGGCACUGGGAGCGCAGUGCUUUGGGCUGUCAUGUGAUCUUAACCCUGCACAUCGUAUCAGCCUGUUAGUAGACUCCUGCAUUGCAUAUUGAGAUCCAGUAGUUAGUUGUUGUUUUCCUUUUGUUUGGUCAAAAUAUUAAAAAGAAUGCAAAAAAGCAAAAGUAAGAUUUUUAAAAGUUGCUAAAUCAUCACAAGAGACAUGCAGACGAAACCAAAAUAAUGAUGAAAAGAGUGAACUUUGGGAGCAAAGUAUCCACAUUUAACAUUCAUGUAUCAUCUGAUCAAGACAGAACCCACAAUAUUAUUCAAAAUGCUUUUUAAAAAAACAAACAAAAAAAAAACAAGAUUUCAAAAAUGUGGGAGAUGAAUUUCAGAUUCCAGGAUUGGGUAAACGUCUUGAGGAUCCAGUUAGUGUGACCAGAAUCAACAUGAGACUGGAUGCUGGGUAAAUCUAGUCAGGCACAUUUGAGCUUCCACAUAUAGACGAUUGUCAAAUCUGAUAACUGUUCAUUGUACAAGAUAUUGGUUUGUUUCCCUCAAAGUAUCACUCUUUAAUUGCCGUCAGAUCCUCAGCGAUGCGGAGGGUGUUCAGGUGUUUUCAUGUGAAAGAGAACACCACUACAUGCCCUUAGCUAUGCCUAUAUGUGAUGUUAAAAGUACCUGAUUCAUGAUUACAAGAAAGCAAGUCCCACGGGCAGCUUAUUAGUGAAUAUGUACACGUAUAUAUAUAUAUAUAUAUAUAUAUAUAUAUAUAUAUAUAUAUAUAUUUAACUGCUUAAUAACUUGCAUUCUAUUUGUUUUUCCUUUUUGUUCCUCAGGGUGAAAUGAAGCUUUAGAAUCCUGUAACUUACGAAGCACAGCAAUAAUGAAUUGGUUCCUUUACAGCCUCACGGGCAGGUUGACGCUUAUUUCAGUCCUGCUCGUGAUUCCUGAAGACAAACAUUUUAUACUGAGACUGUUUCUAUUCUGUUCAUGUUUUUGGGUCUGUGCUCUCCUUUCAGCAGGCGUUUUGCACUGAAAAUUAUGACGUUUUUUUUUCUUCUUUUUCCUUUUCGAUUCAUUAUUUGCCUUUUUUAAUAGCUGCCUGUAAAUGCCACUGUAUAUACUGCAUUUUUUUGUAAAGAAAAUGAUCCAGAGGUUUGUGUGCUGCAAACAGAAUUGGAGGUUGGCACUGUGAUGUGCAUCUCCAUCAAUAACUAAAGUAAAUAUGUAAUUAAUGAGAGUUUCAAUUUGCAUUUGUUGCUUACUUGGUGAACACAGUUGAGCACAAUAUAAAGAGCUCAGUGAUUAA